AUGUCUAAUCAACUUCAACGAGUCGAGACAUCUAAUCUGCUUCAGCGAGUAGAGCAGUCUUUCAAGCCUCCCGAGUUUGAUAGUUUAUCUAAAUUAAUAACAGAUUCUCUACGUGAAUCUAGCUCCAGUCCCAUUCAUCUGCGUGUACUUAAACAAACUGUUGAUUACUUGAACAAAUACAAAGACAAUCCUCAUUGGUUCUGUGAUCCUUAUAUGCAACCAAUUGCCAGUAAUUCGUUGCUAUUAUUUUCAUACGAUACUAGUCCCGUUCUUGCAAAUUUGAAAAUUCCCAUGGCUAGACCAUUACAAACUUGUCCGAAUUGUUUGGUUGGCUUUGCUGAAGCCAAAGCAAAAUUGAGAACCCGUUUCAUUGUUCAGAAUCAGACUCCCAUCAGUAAUGUUCAAAAGUUUAUUAACUCGAUUUCGCGAUGGGAAAUUUCAUUAUUAACUCCAAUAUUAGAUAAAGUGAUUUUACUGUUUAAUUCCAUUGAAAGGCAUUCUGAUGCACUCGUGAUAUGUGUCUACUGGUGUAUGACCAAUCCAGACCUCCUUAGAGAUAACUUGUAUGUUAAGGAAAAGUUUUAUAAAAUUGCUGAAGGUCUUCUAAAUAUUGACAGAUUUCCAAAUCCACAAGAGUUACUUCCUGGUUUGCUAUAUGUUCUUUUUGAAGGUAACUCUGAACUUCAAAACUGGGGACGUAAAUGGAUAGAGUCCUUGAAAUGCAACAAUGUCAGAUACAACAAGGAAACCUUAUUGGAACUGGUAGUGUUGGAAUUUUCAAUUCAACUUUACAAUGUUCAAGAUGCUAAAUUCUUUAGCGUGAAUUUUGCUAAGAAAUUUUGGGAUACAUUUUUUGAUGUAAUUGAUUUCAUUGAUGACGAAUCUUUCAUUCUCCGUUUAAACACACCGAAAGAUAUCAAUCUAAUGGGCAAAUUUAAAAAUCUCCAAUUCAUUUCGUUUGUUAGAUUACUUUGUCGUUCUUUGCUUUCUCGUUUGUGGGUUCAAAUUCCUAGCAUUUUCAACGUGUUUGAUAAAUUGUUAUACCGAUUGAAUACAAAAUUCUGGACACAUGCUUCAGAAUUCAAAUACGAAGUUGUUUUGAAUGAAAUAUUUGCUGAACCAGAAUAUUCCAAGCAAUUGCUAAGUGCAUCAGAGGAUGAUUUGGGGACAUACUUAUCUUGGAUUUCACCAUUUAGAAAUUCUUUAAGUGCAUUACACAGUGUGAAGGCAGCCACGAAAAUUGGUCCGUUUUUGUUGAGCAAGACUAAUAAUCAUGAAAAUAUUCGACUCCGAAGAGUUAACCAAUUACAUGAACUAGGAUGUCAAGUUCUCUAUACCGCAUUUAAUGAUACAGGUGUGUUCAACGACCAGGACGCUGCAGAUCCAGAAAUUGCACUUAAUAAUGCAUUAGAACUUCGAUCAAAAAUUGAAUAUGAUGCAGAUGUGAUUAUAAGAUCUGCAAUCAGUUCGGUUGGUGAUACUUCUUCAAGGGACUUGUUGUGCAAAUGUUUGCAAUAUGACAUGAUAUUAUUGGUUCACAGUUCUAAACUUCUUUUGAACGGGGAUACACCAAAGAUUUUUGACUGUUUUCCUACAUUAUGGGAUCUGCUUUACAAACUUAAAUUAAAUUCAAAUAUCACUUUAGCAAAGUCUGUAAUCAGCUGUUUUGCACCAAUAUCACGUGCAAUCAUGUUCAAAGAGGUUAAACAUGGAAGAUUGGCAAAAGAACAGACUGCAGCUAGAAAACGUCAUAACGCAAAUAUGGCAACCAUCACAAACUUACAGAAAAAAGUACUUGCAUCUUUCAGUCUUGGUGAUCAAGAGAAUACUCUUGAAAUUUUAAAUGAUCCUGUUGCCAUGUUGUCAAUUUGGGCUUGUGUAUUUUCACCAUUGCUUAGUCAAGCAGCAUUAGAUUUUAUUAACGAAGUUUACAGUGCCAGUGGAAGAUUGGAGACUUUCAGAGAGUGCCUUUCAAAAAACCUUCAACUUUCAUUGACUGCUAUUAACAUCAACUUGGAUAUUUUCACCGAGUUAAAGAGUUACGAACAAACCCCAAGGACUAUUAGAAUUUUAAUGGACAUAGUACAGGUUUUAGCUGAUCCGGUAGAAUCUGCAUUGGCAUCAUCUCCUGAAGAAUGUGAUGAUGAAUUACUCAUGUUGUGGAGAAAGACUUGGUUAUUUCUCAUUAUGAUUUUUGUAACCACUCCCCAUUGGGCACAAGAAUACCACCUAGACGAAAUGAGGGAAUUCACUCGAGAUACUUUGGACAUGUGUCAUUUGCUUUUGGAUUCAUUUAGAAUAAUAGUUGACUCGUUCAAGAGUCCAUCUGCUAACAAUAGCCUGGGGGCUUUAUUUGAAGUCUUUAUGCAAGCUUUCCCGCAUUUGAUUACUUGGUUGAAAUUAGGAGAUACCACCCUUUUGAAUAUGUGUGUUAGUUUAGUACUCAAAGGAUUUAACUUGGCACUUGAAGAACAGUUCCCCGUUCCAGACCUGUUCAUUACUGAGAUUGUAAAAUAUGGUAAAAAGGCAAAGGGUCAUAAUAAUAUUUUGUCAGAGCCACAAAGAUUGAGUUUGAUUGAUAAAGCAAAAGAACUUAAUGAAGAUAUCAUCGAACGUCUUGAAAUAGCAGAAGCUGACACCAAAAAACCACUUGCUAUCGCUAAUGCUGCUUUUGGAUCAAGAUCAUCAUCCUCUCGCUCUCCUACCCCAUCUAGCGCCACUACACGUAAAUUGGAACCAAUUGUUAAGAGAGAAGCUAAUGAUGAUAGUUUUGAUGAUAUUAAAGAAAUUUCCCCAGACGAGUUCCGCCAGAAAUACGAAGCACCAGUGAAACAACAAACAUUGACUCAAUUUUUCAAACACGCAAUCCUGGCACCAACAGCACCCGCUCCAAAAGUAGUCAAAGGUACUGACAGUAUAGCUAACUUGCGUCAAAAAUUGCAACAAUCAAGAUCUUCUGUUACACCAGCACCACAACCAAAAUUCAAUCCGGCUCCUCCUAGACCCGCGGGCUUUAAUCCUAGAAAGCCUGCCACGGAUAUUAGUGUGCCAUCAAAGAGAGUGAAAAUGAAGAAGAAUACUGGUGACGACUCGUCAUCUGAAGAAGAAGAGCAUGAUGCAGAUUUCUCGGACUUGUUUGUCGAGACUAAGAAGAAAGCACCUAAAAUUACCCAGCUUGAUUUAAAUAUGAGAUCUAUUGAAAAUAAUGCUUAUGCUAGAAGAAGAAAACAAAUGUCUGAUGAAGAGCAAGCCAAGGAAAGAAUGAGACUUAGGUUGAAUGUCAAUUUGAAACCUUUGUACACACAAGUGUUAAAGUGGAACUAUAACUCGACUGAUGAUUAUCCAAGCAGAGACAGAAGUAUCUAUAACCAGAUUAAAGAUACCUAUAAAGAUGUCAAGGAGUAUGCCAGUGUUACUGAACCUUUAUUGAUGUUAGAAUGUUGGCAAGCCAUACAGUCGGCGAAAUUGACAGUACUGGAAAAGCCGUUUGACCUAUUGGUUGGUACUAGAUCGCUGGUAGAUGGUUUCUUUGAUGUAUUUCUUUCUAUUGAGAAAGCUGUGUUACAAGACAGAAAAAUUUCUGAUACUGAUUUAUUAGUUCUUGCUGUUAAAAUGGAAGGGAUUACUCAAGAGUCAGAGAUCAGAAAAUACAUCAAAAGUCCAAAUUCCCAAACUUGUUUGGCCAAAGUCCGUGAAAUCAAGUAUACUAAUGGGGAUCACUGUGAUUUAACAUUGAGAGUGUACCCCUCAGGUCCAAUGGUAGGUGCAUUAACACCUAAAUCUGUCAUUUCUGCAAUGCGAGUUAUGCAGAUGGUUACUAUUGAAAGAGAGUUUUCUUCAUUGAAAGGAUUGCCAUACUACGAUUUGGCUGACUCUAUUAUUCUGGCAACACCAAACAAGCCAAUUGAAAUUAGCGACGACGAUGCCGAGAACAUGCGUAAAAUAUACCGUGUUAAUGAAUCACAAGCAAAGGCAAUUAUGGGUACAUAUAAAAGUGAUGGCUUUUCAUUAAUUCAAGGACCUCCAGGUACUGGUAAGACUAAAACAAUUUUAGGAAUCGUUGGAUAUUCUUUGUCUCACCAGCGGUCCAGUAAAGCCAUAGAAAUUCCAGGAACCGGAGGAACCACAUCCACGACUCCAACACCAACACCACCUCCAUCAUCUGCAUCUGCAAAUAAAGGUAAGAUAUUGAUUUGUGCUCCGAGUAAUGCAGCUGUUGAUGAAUUGGUAUUGAGAUUGCGUGAUGGUGUAAUUAAUUCUGCUGGUGAACAUAUGCCGCUUAAUGUGGUAAGAUUAGGUAGAAGUGAUGCCAUCAAUGUUGCUGUAAGAGAUUUGACGUUGGAAGAGUUGGUUGAUAAAAAGUUGAGUGAGAUAAAAGGCAGUGACGUAAGAAUUGACCCAAAUAUCACAAAAGAACUUACUAAAUAUACUGAAGAAAGAAAGGCAUUAAGGAAGAGACUCACCACUGAAGCUUUGACCGACGAAGAAAUCAAUAAAUUGGAGGAUGAGAUCCACGAAGUUCUGAAAAAGAGAAGUCAACUUGCUCUGAAACUUGAUCAACAGAGAGAACAAGCGUCUAUUGCUGCCAGAGCUAAAGAAACCAACAGAAGAAAUAUCCAGAACCAAAUUUUAUCAGAGGCACAAGUUCUUUGUUCGACUUUGUCUGGUUCUGCACACGAUCUUGUUGCAAAUCUUGCAGUUCUGUUUGAUCAGGUGAUCAUUGAUGAAGCAUGUCAGUGUUUGGAAUUAUCUGCAAUUAUUCCACUUAGAUACGGUUGUAAAAAAUGUAUCAUGGUUGGGGAUCCAAACCAAUUACCACCAACUGUUUUGUCACAGGCUGCUGCUUCCUACAAUUAUGAACAAAGUUUGUUUGUGAGAAUGCAAAAGAAUAAUCCCGAAUCGGUUUACAUGUUGGACGUGCAAUACAGAAUGAAUCCUAUGAUAUCUAAAUUCCCAAGUGCUGAGUUUUACGAUUCCAAAUUGAAGGAUGGUGAAGGCAUGCUUGAAUUAAACACUAGACCAUGGCAUAAAGACGAUCCGCUUACUCCUUAUCGUUUCUUUGACAUAUCCGGUAAACAUCAGAAGAAUGCAUUGACACAAUCUUUAUUCAAUCGUGAUGAAGCUCGAGUAGCCUUGGAGUUGACGGAAAAAUUGAUGCAAUAUUUGCCUGAUGGAGAAUUUAGUGGGAAAGUUGGUAUUAUUUCUCCGUAUAAAGAACAAGUUAAUACUAUCAAGAGGGAAUUCAUAGCCAAAUUUGGUCGAGUAAUUUUGAAUGAGAUUGAUUUCAAUACUGUUGAUGGGUUCCAAGGUCAAGAAAAAGAAAUCAUUAUUAUGUCGUGUGUUCGAGCUAGUGAAUCCGGUAGUGUUGGUUUCUUAAGUGAUUUCCGUCGUAUGAAUGUUGCUCUUACCCGUGCAAAGACCACACUUUGGAUCCUAGGUAAUGAGGAUUCAUUGAGGAGAGAUGCUGUUUGGAAUAGACUUUUAGCAGAUGCCACUGAUAGAAAGUGUGUUAGUAAAGCAUAUCCGGGAUUUUUGGCGCAAAAUGGGAACAAAAGGAAAGCUAUAAGUAAUACUAAAGAUCAAGGGUCGAAAAAGACAAAACCAAAUCCUAAUACCAAUACCAGUGCCACUACUACUGAACGUAAUGUACAAGAAAUCAGGAACAACAAUUCCAAACCGGUUCCUCGUCCAACAAAUGCUGGAUAUUUACCGAACAAGAAAGAACCAUCAACGAUCGGAAAAAACGAACAAGUGGAAAAGAAGAAGCAAAGUCAACCAAAAAAGUCCAAUAGCUUAGCUGUUCCGACAAAGAGACCACGUUUACCAAAAGAUGAUCGUAAAAAGACAAGUGAACCACGAAAAGAACAGGAUAAACCUUUAAACUCUAAAGCUGCUACUGCUACUACUCCAAAGCCUUAUAUUCAUCAACCAAAACCCUCAGAUGCAUCUGUUCCAAAACCGUACGUUAACCAGCCAAAACCCCAAUCCAAUUCUGUACCUGGCCCUACAAGAUCAGGAACACUUGUUAGACCGCAAUCAAACACUAAUAAGGAAUCUACAUCACCAGCACCAACCCCUCCACAGACUAGACCUUCAAGUACAUGUCCACCUAAACACACUCCUUCAUCAUCUGGAGUGGUGAAACCUCCACCAAGUAUGUUUAUUCCAAGAAAGAGAAGAAAUUAA
This is a messenger RNA of Candida tropicalis MYA-3404, 6186 nucleotides long. RefSeq names its product putative DNA/RNA helicase (gene SEN1). NCBI's taxonomy places the organism in Eukaryota, Fungi, Ascomycota, Pichiomycetes, Serinales, Debaryomycetaceae. Gene Ontology annotation, molecular function: helicase activity; transcription termination site sequence-specific DNA binding. Bases 1 to 6186 code for a protein of 2061 amino acids. The transcript has a single exon. The record is from RefSeq and is a predicted model, not a curated record. Gene Ontology annotation, cellular component: nuclear body. Gene Ontology annotation, biological process: termination of RNA polymerase II transcription.